Messenger RNA from Cyphomyrmex costatus, 565 nucleotides. RefSeq names its product anaphase-promoting complex subunit 15. The record is from RefSeq and is a predicted model, not a curated record. Gene Ontology annotation, biological process: regulation of mitotic cell cycle spindle assembly checkpoint. The coding region runs from base 119 to 529 and encodes 136 amino acids. Lineage: Eukaryota; Metazoa; Arthropoda; Insecta; Hymenoptera; Formicidae. The transcript is spliced from 3 exons. Gene Ontology annotation, cellular component: anaphase-promoting complex.
CACAUCAACAAAAGUAAAAAAUGUUAAACAAGUCAAAACAUGGGAGUCGAAGUGAUGAUAUGUUGAAGGGUGUUUUGGGGUUUUUUAUCGCGAUUCUUUCGUCCUUAAAUUGUUUGUAAUGUCUAUCAGACCUCUGUGGCCCGAUCUACGGCCGCGAGCGACUGAUCCACUGUGGUUCAACGCUGAUAAACCGUGCGACGACGAGAGCGAUGUCGCCGCUCUCGAAGCGGAGCACCAGGCCUGGAGAGAUCACGUGCGCGUGCAGGGUUAUGAGCAUAUUCCAAUCGGGAAGACAGUGAGCGAUUUCAGAGGAUCGGAGGGGGAGGAAGAGGAAGAGGAAGAGGAGGAGGGUGAGGGCGAAGAGGAAGAUGAAUCGGACACUCACGAGGAAGAGGAGGAGGAGCUCGACGAGAUCGACAUGGAAGUCAGUUAUUCCCAUCAUCCGCAGAGAUCUAGUCCGACGGACACGGUGACCGCUCCUGUAUCCAUUCGAAUGGUCAAUGCAUCGAAUUUAACUCGUUAUUCUUAAUCUUUUUAUAUCAAUUUGAAUGUACAUAUCUAUGAU